CUGCUUUCUAUGACAUUUCUUGGCGCUCUAGGGAAGAUUCGAUUCCGAUCGAUCGUUCCAAUUCCUUCCUUUCGCAAUUCCUCGUGUUCUGAUUGGCUCUGUGAUGUAAACUGACGUUUCCAUUGUCUGUUCUUAACAUUGUUUGCAUCAACAGCGUACUGUCGAAAUGGCCGAUUCAUAAUGUUUGAUAUUAGAACAUGGCGAAACACUCCUUCAAUUCAACCUUGAAAGAUGGACAAAUCGCUGGAUUAUACGACUUGCAAGAAACGCUAGGAUGCGGUCACUUUGCUGUUGUCAAAGUUGCGAGACACGUUUUUACGGGAGAACGAGUUGCUGUGAAAGUGAUCGAUAAAACAAAACUCGAUGAGAUCUCUAGAGCACAUCUCGUCAAGGAGGUUCGAUGCAUGAAACUCGUCCAACAUCCAAAUGUGGUCCGAUUGUACGAAGUCAUCGAUACGCAAACCAAACUGUACCUUGUUCAGGAACUGGGCGAUGGUGGGGAUAUGUAUGAAUAUAUCAUGAACCACGAACAAGGCCUCUCCGAAGACAAAGCUCGCCAUUAUUUUCAACAAAUUGUUCUCGCCAUUGACUAUUGCCACAAACUGCACAUUGUACAUCGGGAUUUAAAGCUUGAAAAUGUGAUAUUCUUUAAGAGUUUGGAUGUUGCUAAGCUAACGGAUUUUGGUCUUUCGAAUAAGUUCUCUCCCGGUCAAAAGCUUGAUACUUCGUGUGGAUCGUUAGCGUAUUCCGCCCCCGAAGUUCUACUGGGAGAUUCGUACGAUGCUCCAGCAGUAGGUGAGUAUUUUUUAUCAUUUUUACUAUCAUCUCCGUGGGAUAAAAAGCUUUCCUCGAACAUUGCGUGCUCAUUUCCUAGCGGUUUUUUACCUUGCGUUAAUCUUAAUGAAUAAGGUUCGUCUUCACAUGUUUCAUCUAAUAACAUGCCUCUCUGUUCCAGAGUCAAGUUGAUAGAGGCUUUCAACAUGUAGCAGGAAAUUGUACAAUUUUGUUUGAUUUCGAAGCGGCUUCAAGAUUUUUUCGGUGUCCGAUUAAUGAUGGUAGUCUUUGCGAUUCUCCUAUGUCCAUCCAUAGGAAAUAGUUUCAUUCUAAGUCAAAUUAUGGAGGACAUUCGAAAAGCACGUUACUCGUGUCUGGAUAUAUUUACCUCUUUUGAUGUGCAUUAAAAUGCGAUGUAAUGAAUUCUCACACUUCAAAUUUUCAGCUUAACUCAGUUUUACUGCUCCUUCUCAGUAGGAGGUGAGCAUUCGAAUUUUACUGAGUAAUUGUGUGGAAAGUGUAUAGUAUUUGAUUGGCCAGUAUGAAGUUUCAAUUGCUAAGUCAUGCUUAAAAUAAUUUUUGAAAUUACUUUAGUUGAGAAUUACAUUGCAAUAUCGAGUGAUAUUUAAUCUUGUGUCAGAAUUUUGAUCACCGCCGGAAUCAGCACCUGGCCAGAGGAAAAAGAAUAAUAACAAUAAUUAGAAUAAUUCUCUGUCUCCACAUAAAUUUAAUUUUUCAUUCAUAUUAAGGAGCGAAAGGUUAACAUGUUUAGUUAUAGCAUUUUAAUAACACUUUUUGUUUCAGUUUUUUUGGUCGGUUUCGUGUUAUUUAUACAUCCAUUAGGUAUCAAAGAUUACAAUUUUGAAUGAACACAUUCUCAAUUUGAAACUGCUCUAUUUUAAUUUGUGAUAAUCGUUUGCAAUUUCAUCAAAUUUUUCAAGGUAGCUCUGCACCUAAUGUAUAAAUUCAUAAAAUGUUUACACUACAAAGGUAUUUGAAAGCAAUUGUUGACUCUUAGCAGUAAUAAUUAAGAUUGUGUCUGGAUUAUUUAGAAGUGUUGAUGACCUAUUCAGAGACUUUCUGACAAUUAAAUUUGAAAAAGGGAGAAUCAUUACAACCUUUGUCAUGUUCCUUACCAAGGAACUUUCUCAUAGAGGCUAAAACUGAUAUUCAUGAUCAUGCUUGCAUGUUUUCUUGUCACUUCUGGUUCUGAGUAUUGAUAUACACUGAUAUUAAAUCAUCAUAGUUUGUUUGCUCUGUUGUAUGGUUUCAGCGAGCUAAAGCUCAAUGUAAUAAUUGCUUACCCAGCGGCCAGAUGUUUCUUUAUAACUUGUCGAGUCUUUAGUGCAGGAGAUUCUUGAUUAAGUAAAGCCAUGAUCCUCACAGGAAAGGAGCCUGAUGAAAAUUCAGGCUUUGAUGAGAUUGGAACCUGUGUUUCCCAGAUAUUACUUGGGAGCUAUUACCAACUGAACUAUGAAGCCACAUGUUGGACGCAGGGCACAUUCCAGAGGGUUCUUCUUUCCUGUGGAGGGAUAUGGUACAAUUCUGAAAUUUAUUUCAUUAUAAACUGUAGUUUCUUGAUUGAUGAAAAAUGACAAGUUUCAGUCCCAGUUUAGAGAAAUUUCAAUGGUCAGAUUACAUUAUUAUUAUAGCCCUGUGGUGAUCAUUGUAGUUGGGAAGAAAAAAUUGUGGCAAUCAUUAUGGUGGAUUUAGAAAAAGGUUCUUAUGUUUAUUGCUGAUAGUUAUAUAGAUUUACCAUAUAACUGCUUAGGAAUUCUUUCCUUAAUUACCACAAAUUUCCUUGUAGGUAUUAACAUGUAACUUCUCACAAUUUGAUAAGUUAUAGUGUAAAGAGGUGAUGAAAAUAGAUAUGCUCAAGUGUUAGAGGGUAUCAUCUUGAUGUAACACCAAAUUCUCCUGUCUAAUUUACAAGGUUGUGUAAUACAGUCAGGAAGGAGAAUUACUCAUUGAAUCUUAGUUGAAAUACCAUAUUUCCUGAGGAAACAAGGAAAACCUGUGUCUGUUGCUACUUUGUAUAUAACUUUUUGAGUUUUAACUACAAUGGAAUCACUACAGGAAAAUAGUUCUUUUUUUGUGUGUGUCAAGUCACUUCUAGUUACUUCUAUCUCCAUGUGCUUGGUAUUGGAUCAACUUAUUAUCCCCAAAUUGGUAUUUUUCGUUAUUCUCAUCACUUACUUGGUUGAUAUUGUAUUGAUAUUGUAAGGAGAAAUUCUGUCUUGGUCACUCAUGGGAGUUAAAGAGUUAACUUCCCUGGAAUAAGUAGAACAUGUUUGGGCAAUGAACAGUGUAGUCUAUAAGGACCAGUAAUUUCUACAAUAAUCAAGUUAUUGGGGUGUGUUUGAAGAAAACAGUUGAAAAUGAAUAAGCACCCCCUCCCAUUGCAUAAGCACUCUCCACCCAAUAAGUGCCCUUCCUUUUAGCCAAAAUUUUGAAAAUACAGUAGUUAUUAUAGGUUUCUCUCUAAUAACAGGGAAAUUGUUAAAUGAUGAAUUGAAAGGCUCAGAGCAAGAACGACCCCUUGAUUUUUCGGCCAUUUUUGAAAGUGUUCAGAAGUAGUUGAAUUUUGGCAUGUGGACUUAGUUUUACUCGAUAUACACUGUUUUGGUUUUUUUUUCGCUGGUUUGCGCUUCGUUUUCGAGAAAUAACGUAUGCAAAAAACCUUGAAUUUCGUAGCGGCUUUCAUUGAAUGAAGCCGAAACAAAAGAAGCCUUUUGUUUCAUCAAAACAAUACAGCCCCCGAGAACUUGCAUAUUCAUAACUAGCUUAAAGAAAGAGCAUGUUUUUUGUUUUGAGUUUAAAACACCGUUUAGCAAACGUAAAAUAUCCUUGAACAAACUCGCACUACGGCAGAAUUGAAGACAAAACCAAAGAUACGUUGACAUAGCCAAAAGUUUAUACGAAAACGCUCCUGUCGAAUGCUUAUGCGAAGGAGUGCUGCAGUUUUAUUUCACAAUAAAAUUUAAGUUGCGUAAUCGAAUGUUCUCGUUGCACAGUCGGUUAGGCAUUGGACUCGCAGUCAGACGGUCGGUACGGCUCUUUUUUAACAAAUGUCUUUUUUUAUUGUCAUUGUCAUUAAUUAUUAAUGAUAAACUUUUAAUCCUAAAUGAAUGAUUUGAUUCAAAUUUUGUCUGUCUUAGAUGUUUGGAGCCUUGGAGUCAUUCUUUUUAUGUUAGUGUGUGGUCGCGCUCCCUUUUAUGAGGCAAAUGACAGCGAAACACUCAUCAACAUUAUGGAUGUUCGGUACAGUGUGUCUGGACAUGUAUCUCAGCCCUGUCAAAGGUAAAUGUUAACCCUAUUGUUAAUGAUGGUAAUUGGACUGAGUGGAGUCCAAUUUGGUCUGAGUGAUUAAUAAUUGAUUCCAUGAUAUUACAUAAUACUUAGAUAUUGUAAAUUUCAAUUACCGUAAUGUAUCUGUGAGGCCUUCUUAGGGUCAUUGUAACAUGCCUCUGAGGAAGGCACAGUAAACUUGUAGUUCAUCUCUUUCCCAAUCUAGUGUUUGGAAACUUGUUGAAGUGGAGGAGAAAGGUUGAGGAAGGGUGUUAAUCUCCAGGGGCAUAACCAGGGUUUUUUUCCUGGGAGGGGGGGAAUCAUUCUGUAUCAAACAGAUGGUACUCACCAUAUUCGUAUGUUUGACCUCAAUGCUGUGUUAUACUCAAUGUGACAAAAAAGGCUUGAAAUGCAGGGUCAUGGGACCCCCCCUUCCCCCCCACAUUCAUUAUGUCUUGAUUUCCACCAGUGUAACAUUUUGGAAACAUGUUAAAUUGAGGGGGGAGGUGGAUAGUUUGGGAUAGAGGUUAACCUCUACUGGUUAAGUGUUUAUGAAACAUGUUGGAAUGGUGUAAGAAGGGGGGGGGGGUCAAGAGAAGGGUAUUUGUGUUAACUUUAAGUGGGAGAACAGUUACCUAUACUAUUGUAGAUACACUGGUUCAAGCCAUGGCUGCUAUGUUGGGUACAGAGCAGACAUGGUGAGGCUCUUAUUGAUAAACAGGAAAGCAUUGACAAUGUUUUAUCAAUUGUUCACUCAAAUUACCAUGAUUGUGGUAAAUAAUAUGAAUUGUUUUGGUUUUCAUCUAAUCAAAUGCUAAACCAAAACACUUAAUUACUCCCAUUUUUAACUACACGAGGCCAAUAAUGUGUAUUUGCUUUGAGUUCCUUUUGGCUGCAUGUGAAAAUUACAUUUACCCUAACUGACUUUUGCAGUUAGUUGCUUAGCUUUAGGUUAAGUUUGGUGUUUUCAAACUGCUGGUAGUACACUUUUUUUUUGUUUCUUAAAGCUUUAAGUAAGAUUUGUUGUCAAUUUCCCUUGGAUUCUGCAGUUCUCUUAAGAGAAAUGAAUUACAAGUCUUCAACAGAUCCAACAAAAUUACCUAUACACAACAGGAAAUAAGCAAUUAUGGGUUAAAGUUUGCAAGGGAAAUAUGCAAUGAAAAUUUGCAAGAAGUUAGUACUUAGACCUCACAGUUUAGCAGAAAUUGAAAUUAUUGCAGAAAUAUGAACCAGAAAAAGGCCUUAACAAGGAGUGAACCUGUGCCUUGUAGAUUCCAGUUUGAGUCUAUUGCCAACUGAACUGCCACAUGACAUGCUGAGAGCUAUGCCAAUUUCAUAGGAAUUUUCACACCUGAAGGGAUCUGAUCAGUACCAUGGCAUGAAAUGACUAGGAGUAUUUCAACUCUUCCCUGGAUGGGCUGCCAGUCCAUUGCUAGGGUACCCCCUAGCAUUUCGUCAGGCUUCACUGACAGUUUACCAGUUCUCAUAUAUUCUCCAGGCUGGAGAGAGGUACCAUGAAAGCCAAGUGUUUUUGCCCAAGAACACAUCAAAAUAUCCUGGCCAUGUCUCCCACUGAUCAUAAAUAGCCCCAUCUCUCUAUUCUCUACAGCUUGAUAGAAAAAAUGUUGGUGAGAGAGCCAUACCAUCGCUGUUCAGUGGAGAGUAUAAUGGAGGAUCCUUGGUUCCAAGGGGGACAUCCGCCUGUACUUCCCACUCCUGUACCCUUGGUAACUGAACUACCCCUCACCCCUGAGGAACAUAAUUAUGUGGUGGAGAUCAUGGAAACUGGAAAAAUUGCAAAUAGGGAGAAAGUUAAAAAGUGAGUUAUGUUGCUGUUAUAAGUUGGACUUACCAGUACAUAAUUGAGUGCCCAAUUGAAGCAGCAUCAAGCACUGCAAUUUUGCAGCUGGUUAGGCCAAUUUUCAUAAAAGUAGAGCAUGGUCAACCAGCGCCUAGAAAGGGAACAAUAGCUAGUCAUUCUGUUAAAGAGUCUGAAAGUCACAGUCAGCCAGUCACUCAGGUAGUAAGUCAGUUAGGUAGCCAGUUAGUCAGUCAGGCAGUAAGGCAGUUAAGUAGUCAGUGAGUCAGGCAUAUGUCAGAUAGGUUGUCACUCGGUGAUUAAGUCAGUGAUGCAGUUAGUCAGUGAGUCAGUUAGUAUGCUAGGUAGUCAGUCAGUCAGUUAGUAGGCUAGGUAGUCAGUCAGUCAGUUAGUCUGUUAGGUAGUCGGUCAGUCAGUUAGUUAGUAUGCUGGGUAGUCAGUCAGUCAGUUAGCUGAUCACUCAGCCUGUCCACAGCCAGCUAGCCAGUCAGUCAGUAAGUCAGAUGCUGACGUCAGACACUGAUUUGGAACCCUGAUGAACAAACUAAUCGACAAACAGGAUAAUGUGAAAAGACAGACAAACUGACAAACGGACAGUAUCAGUCAUCAUGGACCGUGUUUUCAUAUCCUUCCCUUCCUUUUCCUUUUCACUCAAAUACUGACCUGCAAAGACAGACAUAGUUAAGGCACUAUAACUUUAAAAACCAUCUUUUUCACCCAAAAUUUAGUCUAUAUUUGUAUAUAACCUGCACAGGUCCCUGGAAGAAAACGCAUACGACCACAUAGCGGCCACUUACUAUUUGCUAGCGGAGCAGCUCUUAAGGCGUUUGAAAACAUCCCAUAAUAGUUUGAAGCCCUCUGUUCGAAGGAUCGAUGCGCGGCGAUCUUUGCCUGAGAACAAGCGACAGGAACCAACAGCAAGGUAGUGUAUCAAUAGGGUAAUUUAGUAUUAUCAACUGAGUUGAUAAUGUAAAAACUAAUUGGAAAACAAGAUACAAUCGCUCUGACGAAGGGUUAACGCUCGAAACGUCAGCUUUUAAAUUCUUUACGGUGACCAAUUUACGUUAUCAACUCAGUUGAUAAUACUGUUACCUUGUUUUACUCUCCCACCGACGCCGUACCACAGUUUCUUUAGAAACUUACCCCCUUUAUUGCAUCGAUAGUUUCGUAAUCAUUAACAGUAAAGCACGUGAAUCAAAUUGUGCACUACUCGAUUGAGUGCCCCAAAACCAAAGGAAACACAGCCGCUGACAAGAAAGAAAGACAUUGUUACUAACAGCAAAUGAGAAAUAAAAUGUUAAAAAGCCCUUCGUCAAAGAAAAGCGAACAGGUCAUUGGUUUUUUGCAUCUGACGAAGGACGGAGAAGUCCACAAAGCGCACCGGCCAAAACGUUAAGAGUUUCAAAGCUACGUUUCGAGUGUUAGCCCUUCGUCAGAGCGAAUCAUCUUUUGCUCUGACGAAGGACUAGCGCCCAAAACGUCAGCUGUGAAACUCUUUAUGGUGGCUUAUUCACAUUGUCAACUCAGUUGAUAAAACCAAAAUUAUCUUGUUAUACUCCCCCACCGACGCAGCACCACAGUCUCUUUAGAAUCUUACUCCCUUUAUUUGAGUCUCAGCCGUCCUCCGUCGUUCUUGAUAUAACAUUUACCGCAACAUUUUCCACCCUAGCAUCAGUGUGCGUAAUCACCAUACUGUUCUCCAUACAUUUCCCAAGGUGCUGACCGGGAGAACUUUUAACAGUCAAGAUAUUCUAUUCCGCUAUUCUUGUGACCUGAAUGUGUGAUUCGUAGCUGAUAUUAUAAGGAGAGAUCAGAGGCUAGUCCCUGUAAGAGGUCAAAAGGGUUUAAGCUGUUGACUUUUCAACCUCAAUAUGGCAACUUUCCCUCUUAAAACAAUCUACAAUAUGCCUUUUCAUAUCGAAUCUGGUGUUUUCCCUCAGCUCACCAGGCUUGGAAUUAAAAGGAGAUCAAGAGGACGAUUUGGAAACUCAGCUGGAUGGUAGUAGUUCAGGCUCGGGAUCUCCCAGGAUUCGUCGCAUUUCUUCUGGGAGACUGGCCCCAAGGGAAGGACAGAUGUUGAAUGAAACGAUCAAAACUCACGCCAUCGAGGCGGAAGAAAUUCUGCACAGUUCAAUGGAAGAAGAUGACCAUGUAGCUUCCGGAAGUCAUCACAAAACACAUGGAAAGUUUCACACGGUGGGCGCGCUUUCAAACAAACCUUGCACUUCAACGAACUUACAGUUUUCCACUGAGAUCACACCCAGUUUACCGUCUCUGUCGCGCCCGCACGAAAGGAGAAUUGUUCAUCACAAUAGGUUACGAAAUUCAAACAGUGCUCCUUUAUCUUUGAAUCAGAUUCACGAGGAACGCGAAUCGGAUCUUGAAGACAGUCCGGUGAACUCACCGCGAGUUGAACGGACAAGAAAACAUCUCGGGGGAGGGGUGAUCAAAUCUAAAAGGACUACACGCCGCCUAUCCCCAGUGCCCUCAGGAAGUAGCCGGCGCUCUUCUAGUUGCAGUAGUUCGGACGAAGAUGAAAUAGAAAAGCACAUGCGCAGGCUAAAAACUACUUCCGGUUGUAAAUUGAAUACCAGGCGCUCUAACAAUGACGAUGGCAACACGGACGGAGAUAGCGGAGGGGGGACUGGAGUUGGAGGAGGCAAUAGCCUGCGAACCACAUACCCAAUUCCCUCGGUAAAUGGUGCGAAUGGAGAGAAAUCUUCGGGUAAAAAUCCUUCGUCGAAACAGGGGAAUAAUGGGAAAACGAGUUGUUUGAAUGUGAAUAUGGGUGUAUUUGCACCCCUUUGCGAAGAUCUUGAUGUUAUACAGGAGAGUAACAAAGAAAACGUCGAUAGAAAUGUGGAAGAACAGGUGAAUCAAACUAAUGCGGAGAUUCACAACGGAAAGAGAAGUUCACUCAUCGAAGAAUACGGCGUUCUGGCUUCUAAAGGAGAUAUGUCGGAGCAAGCUCGAAGCAACAGCUUUUUAGAGAAAAGAAACAGCGCAUCGAAGUACAUUAAGAAUAACGAUGGGAAUGGGGAAUGCGACAAAAACGAACCCAACUCGCUGGAAGGCGUGGUUAGUAUAGAACUCACAGACAUGAGCCUGCAGUCUAAGGAUACCAAGCGGCUAGUCGACGAAUCCAAGAAAAAUAUGAGUUUGAUUCACAACCCAGCAAUUCAAACGGUGACGAGUAACUGUUGUCAAAUAUUUUGAUCUAUUUUAUUGUAGUUCUCUAUGCAUACGCUUAUGUAGUUCUUAUAUCUAUGUUUUCGGAAAGGGUUUGAUUGCAAUGUCAGCAAAUCUAUUUUGAAUCUGAUGAAUUUUUUUUUGGGGGGGGAGGGAAGAAAGGAUUUUAUUUACUUGUGCAUUUUUUCCUUUUUUUUUUUCUUUUUUUUUCAGUUCCGCGUAUGGUGAUUUAAUGGAAUAUGCAAACGGCGAUGACUUUUCUCUGAAGUGAUUUGAUUUAUCGGUGAAGAUUAAAAAAGUGGCCUCCAUUCUACUAAUAUUGGGGCAAUCUUGCGACGGCAAAUAAUUUUUCAGGUUCUUGUCUUAAAUUCUAAGAAAUAACGUUUCUGGGAGGCAUCUUAUUUCGUAUUCACGUGAGGGUCUUUUCGGCCCAUAAAGCAAACACAAACUGAAAACGUUUUUAUUGAAGUAUAGAUCGACUCUCGAUGGAAGUGAAACUGUUUCUACCGCUGGCUUUAAAGUUCAAUUCUGAAGAGUAUAAGGAAUGAUUUUUAUGGUUUUUGCACAUUUCAUUGCCCCUGUUUAGGUGAACGAAUGCCCGCUGGACGGUGUGGGGGUGCUCAUUAAGUUAAUUUGCCUGAGAAGGCUACAAAUGAAUUAUUUACUUGUUUGUAUUGACUUGAAAUUUAUCUGAUGGAGUCUUAGAAUUGACCUCAAUUUCUCAAAAGGUAGAUUGGUGUACUGUGGUUUUGAUGCAAAACAUUGGAUAAAUUGUUCGCCAUGGUAACAAAGAAAGUGGGUGUCAAUUAAAUUUUUUUAUGUCAACUUCUUUUUUCUUUUCGAUGACAGCGACUUUGUACUUGUAAAUUGCGAGUGAGAUUGGUUUAUCAUUAUUUAAAUGAUCAAUGAAAUUAUCUCCCUUUGGAAAUCACAAUGCCGAGUUGCUUUCGAAGCUGUUCACAUGGUGAUUGAGCUUUCGGAGAAUUUAUUCCGUGCAUUGUAAUGUUGUUCAAAUCUCCUUAUUCAGCUAAUAUUCCUGAGUAAGGUAGUGCGAAAAAAAAGUGCUUCGAGUUUUUUGAGUCUCAAAACAAACUAUAAUAGGGGCUUAUUAUUUUAAAGUGCUCUCAUUGCGUUUGGUUUGUCAACGUAAAUGCGACACCGCAAAGCGAUUUUUGAUGGAGUGAAGAGGUAAUCAAAGACGGCGCUGCUUUUGUCUUGCGAUUCAUUGAUUAGGGAAGAAACCUCUCGCCAUCUUUUCAAAUGUCAAACUAACUUUGACAACUUUGGUUCUAGUUUCUCGAGCCUUAGUUGACCAGCGCUUUUUUACACCCCAAGUAGCUAGCACUUUGUUAGUCAGUUAAACUACAUAAAGAAAACAGCUAAAAGCGUGAAAUAUCUGUUAAAUGACCAGAUUAAUUACGUUUUUAUUCAUAGAAUUAUGUGACGCGAUUCCAUGAAGAAAUGAUUUCCCAUCAAAGUGUAAACCUUUUAAAUUAAUACGCGAGAAAUAUUUAGAGCAAUGCCUUAGUAUAUUCUUUUACCUUUUAAUCUGAAUGACAUCUAUCCAUAUAAAUAUAUAUAUAUGACCAGUAUUUUAAGUUAUUGAACAGCCUUCUCAUAAAAUGGCAUUUAUUGUAUCUAUGAAAUUUAUAACGUGUUAUGAUUAAGUGCCCUUUGGUAAAGACGCAUUUAAACAAAUGUCAUAAAUACAACUGUGGCGUCAGCAUUCUGUUUUUGUCCAUUUGUUGCGUUGUGUGUGUG
Pocillopora meandrina is the source of this 10831-nucleotide messenger RNA. The record is from the annotation of a GenBank genome assembly. Lineage: Eukaryota; Metazoa; Cnidaria; Anthozoa; Scleractinia; Pocilloporidae.